This is a messenger RNA of Thlaspi arvense, 189 nucleotides long. The record is from the annotation of a GenBank genome assembly. Lineage: Eukaryota; Viridiplantae; Streptophyta; Magnoliopsida; Brassicales; Brassicaceae.
AUGGCAACCCACGACGAAGGACAGAAAUGUAUUUUCGGAACACGAAAGUUCAUUGUAUUCUGUGUCCUAAGAGCUGAUGCUUCCCAAGAUGUUACCCAAGAGUUGAGAGUUAGUGCCAUGUUCACUCACCAUCAGAAGACUGUAAUUGUGGAUAGCGCAAUACCCAUUCAACGAAGAGGCAAAUUGUGA